This is a messenger RNA of Emericellopsis atlantica, 1594 nucleotides long. Its product is annotated as aromatic prenyltransferase. NCBI's taxonomy places the organism in Eukaryota, Fungi, Ascomycota, Sordariomycetes, Hypocreales, Bionectriaceae. Gene Ontology annotation, biological process: alkaloid metabolic process. The transcript has 4 exons. Bases 1 to 1113 code for a protein of 370 amino acids. Gene Ontology annotation, molecular function: transferase activity, transferring alkyl or aryl (other than methyl) groups. The record is from RefSeq and is a predicted model, not a curated record.
AUGUUGUGUUACUCUCGCUCUUCAAUCCCCAGUCAGACGGAUAGAACAACGCACCCGAAAAACUGGUACGGUAGGCUAGGCUUCGUACUGAUGAAUCUGUUGCAAAAUGCCGGGUACAGUCAAGACCACCAAGACCAAUUGCUUCGCAAUCUUUCAUUGUUGGUAGUACCACAUCUGGGUCCAUUAUUACCUCCUGGUGCGCCAGUAUGGCGCAGCUUCAUGACGGAUGAUCACACACCUGUGGAAGUGAGCUGGGAUUUCCAUACAGGAUGUCAACAGCCAACGAUCAGAUAUUCCUUCGAGCCAAUUGCGGCAGAUGCCGGAACUGUACACAAUCCAAAUAAUACAGGAGCUUCUCAAAGGUUCAAACAAUGCCUUGUCGAGAAGUUUCCAGCAACAGAUACUACAUGGUUCGACCAUUUCCAGGAGUGCUUGGUGAAGAACACUAGCAAAGCCAACUCCGAAGGUCAUAAUUCUACCACCUUUUGGGCUUUCGACCUCAUCGAAAAAGGUGCAUCUGUGAAAGCAUACUUCUUCCCGGGUGCAGCCGCCCAUGCGACAGGCCGCACGAACCUCCAAGUCACACUCGAGGCGGUUGCUUCCGCGCCGGGCUAUUCCCCAAGGGACUUCCCCUCCCUGGGUAUCUACACGGAUUUCGCUGCUCGGGAUUCAAGCAUUGGCCAUGAGAUGGAUAUGCUCGCGCUUGACUUUGAGCCUUUGGAGAGAUCUCGGCUCAAGAUCUAUUUCCGGAACAGACGGACGGACUUUGCUUCCGUACGAGAGAACAUGUCGUUGGGAGGAUUAGUGGCCGAACCCAAUCUCGAUAAGGGGCUUCUGAGGUUGAGAAAGCUCUGGGAUGCUUUUUUUGAUCCUGCCGGGAUUGCGGACGAGAUACCAUUGCCUCACGUGGAUCACCGGACUGCUGGUAUCCUAUAUAACGUCGAAUUCCGGUUCCGCAAGAGACUGCCUCUUGUCAAGGUCUACAUACCAGUCCGACAUUACGCUCAAAACGAUGCCUAUAUCAGCGAAGCACUGAUCGCCAAAAGACGGAAUCUCGCCGUUGCCGCCAUGAGCGCCAAGUUCUACCGUAGGUGCAUCGAUCAAACAUUGUAAGUGCUCCUGAAGAAGGAGUGCUCUACUUAACUAAUAGCGUCAGUGACCAUAAAGCUCUGGAAACCGGGACAGGAAUUCAUACCUACAUUGGCGUCUCUGUACAGGCCGAAGGGGAGCUUAGACUUGUGGCAUAUGUGAACCCUCAGCGAUCGAAGAUCAGAAGAUAAACUUAGCGCAUGGUCUCUGUCCUCAUACACAAUCUCUACAGGUUGUUCAAUGGCUUGCUCCUGUCGUGACUUGUGCGAGGGCAAACGCUUCACGUAUAUGGUUGUGGUUUGCGGGUUGCUGGCUGCUCUUCGUGGAGACCCUAAGGCCGCAGAGAAUACACGACUGGUUUCUCUCCAUCAAUAAAAUCUGAUCAUUCAGAGAGCAUCCUCAGAUCCGUAUUUUAACUGAUUGUAUGACCUUCAGCGGGUCGUCUCCCCAACAAGUGAAAGUAAAGCAGCUGCAGCGUCGACGGUCCAUCGUCGACCAAAGUCUG